Saccoglossus kowalevskii is the source of this 600-nucleotide messenger RNA. RefSeq names its product ras-related protein Rab5-like. The record is from RefSeq and is a predicted model, not a curated record. Lineage: Eukaryota; Metazoa; Hemichordata; Enteropneusta; Harrimaniidae. Gene Ontology annotation, molecular function: GTPase activity; GTP binding.
AUGAACGAGAGAAUGGAAAUGUUCAAAAUGGUGGUGGUGGGUGAGUCGUCGGUUGGUAAAACAUGCUUAUCUGUGCGAUUUACGUGCCGCGAGUACCACGACCAACCACCAACCAUAGGGGCGGAAUUCACAGUCAACAGAAUACAUGUUGGGGACAGACUAGUGAAAUUCCAAAUUUGGGACACUGCUGGAGCUGAGAAAUACCAUUGUAUAGCGCCAAUGUAUUAUCGUAACGUACAGGCUGGCCUCGUCGUCUAUGACAUCACUAGUAAGAACUCAUAUGAGCGAGCCAAGUCUUGGGUGAAAGAGCUUAAAGAAAGUACUGAGAGAGGUGUUCUCAUUAUAAUUGCACUGGCUGGCAAUAAGGCUGACCUUGAAGAUGAACGAAUGGUUGACUCUGAGGAAGCACAGUCGUACGCCAAAGCUAAUGGCCUUAUGUUUAUGGAAACGUCGGCGAAGACUGGACUGAAUGUCAAUGAUGUAUUUAUGGAACUUGUAAAAAAACUUCCCAAAUCAGAACCAACAGUUGAACCGACGACAACGGUGGUUUACGGGCUGGAACGAACGAUCCAACACCCACGCACUAACAGAUGCUGUUAG